Molecule: messenger RNA, 1455 nt
Organism: Plodia interpunctella (Indianmeal moth)
Lineage: Eukaryota; Metazoa; Arthropoda; Insecta; Lepidoptera; Pyralidae
Gene: CPR6
Product: larval cuticle protein LCP-17-like
Exons: 4
Coding region: 49-447 (132 amino acids)
Cellular component (GO): chitin-based extracellular matrix
Molecular function (GO): structural constituent of chitin-based larval cuticle
Source: RefSeq, a predicted model, not a curated record
UCGACCAUCCACAGUUGUGAGGUAAAUUCGACCAAACAUACACACAAAAUGAAGCUGCUGAUCUUAACUGCGUUGUUUGCGUGCGCGUGCGCCGACGUGUCGCACAUCGUGGGCGCUGGCGACAAGGACGCUCAGGUGCUCCGCCAGGAUUCCAACGUGGGAGUGGAGGGAGAGUAUAACUACGCUUAUGAGACCAGCAACGGUAUCAAAGCAGAGGAAAGUGGUUCUUUGAAGAAAAUUGAUGCUGAGACCAACGCCGAAGUGGUCCAAGGCCAGGCCAGCUGGCAGAGUCCUGAGGGAGAGACAGUCCAGCUGCAAUACGUGGCAGACGAGAACGGUUACCAGCCACAGGGAUCUCAUCUGCCCACCCCCCCUCCGAUCCCGGAGGCCAUCCUCAGGGGAUUGGAGUACAUCCGCGCCCACCCCCCACCACCGGAGAAGAACUAAAAAAUUGCCCACGAGAAGCGCGGGUCCACUACGAGCAAUAUCAACACUUCUUGUCACGUCACAGUUUGAUAUACAUUAUAUUUCGAUGGCAGUGACAGACUUGUGACAAAGUCACGUUUCAUACCAAUUUUAAUUAACUACUUCGUAGGAAUGUAAUAUUAUCCCUUUGAUUAACUUUUCGGAUGGAAGUGCCCAUAACCUUUUUACGUGCUGGAUCCGCGCCACGACACAGCAUCAGCCAAGUAUUCAUAGAUUUAGGUAAAUUUAUAUAGCGUAUUUGAAUUCAUAGAGUUACCAAAUGAUUAUGAAAGAUAUUGUUUACAUAUGUUCUGUCCUGUUCUGUCAUUCUCGUAUUUCAUAUGAAAGAGUGAGACGGAAAUAUAUUUCAACUUAAACAGGGUUAUAGUUUAGUUUUCAUGAAUAAAACUGUUAUUCAUAAAAAAAUAAAAUAAAUAGUACCUAUUUUAUUUUGAAAUGUUUUUCGUCUCUUUCCACAGACCAUUGACAGAACAAGACGAAAUUAUGUUUUUAACGAAAAUUAUUAUUACCAUUUGCCAACUUUUCUGAACAAGAAAGUACGUACCGUUCAAGCAUACUUUAUAGAUAUACAUUAAGAUGACUAAUUCAACACUCAUCUGCCAAUAAUAAUAAAAAAAAUAGGGUGAUAGCGAACUAACAAUCAAUUACUCAAAUUAUCUUGCUGUCUUUGUCUGGUAUCAUUAUUUAGACAGAGACGGCACGAUAGUUUUAUUUUUAUAACUGCAUAAAAUAAUGUUGAUAUAUUUAUUGUUUUGACAGUAACUUAGUAGUUUGAAUAGGUCUAACUCUGUAUUUGAAGGACGUUUCGUACGAUUUUAAACUCUGUGUCUGUGUUAACAACGUCGGUUUUAGCUCUUGAAUGAGAUUUCUAUGAAAUCGAAUGAUUCUGCGCGGUGCCAUUAAUUCUGUAUAAGUAUUUUUAGUUUAAUUUUGUACUUUUUUUUUAUAAAUAAAUUGACGCAAUUUUUA